This is a messenger RNA of Labrus mixtus (cuckoo wrasse), 5411 nucleotides long. RefSeq names its product glyceronephosphate O-acyltransferase (gene gnpat). Gene Ontology annotation, molecular function: glycerone-phosphate O-acyltransferase activity. Gene Ontology annotation, cellular component: mitochondrial membrane; peroxisomal membrane. Lineage: Eukaryota; Metazoa; Chordata; Actinopteri; Labriformes; Labridae. The coding region runs from base 178 to 2250 and encodes 690 amino acids. The record is from RefSeq and is a predicted model, not a curated record. The transcript is spliced from 17 exons. Gene Ontology annotation, biological process: ether lipid biosynthetic process.
UUUCCGGCUGCCGUACAACCCGGAAGUACUGCAGAAACGCCAGCAGGUUACACGCCCAUGUGAAGUUUAUCCAGAUGCUGCUUAGAGCUGGAAGUGAUUUAUGAAUCAGAAGAAGGAUUAAAGUACUCAUAAGUGAAGUGGAUGCAGCGUGUUUGUGUGGGUACAUCGUGACAAAGUAUGACAUCUAAAGCUGUUUAUACGCAUAGAGACCCCAUGCUGAAGAAAAGAGAUGACUUUGAGGACAUUCUGGAGGAGAGGAGGAACUCCAGUGACCUGAGAUACGCGCUCCGAUGUUACACGCCUGUUCUUUACAAAGAAGUGACGCCCUGUGAUUCCAGCAUGCUGAAGGGGAUGGUGCUGCAGUCCGAUCAGCUGCACUUUGUCAUCAAUCAGGUGUCCAAAGAGACGGGCAGAGCCGCCGAUGACCUGAAGGACGAGGCGUCGGCCAUCUUGGACGAGAUGGCUCAGUGUCUGCAGCUCAGCACCGUUCGCUUUUUCGCCUUCAUCCUCAGCAAGGUGUUCAAAACCUUGUUCAGGAGCAUCCGCGUCAACGAAGAGGGCAUCCAGAGGCUCCAGCAGGCCAUUCACGAACACCCGGUCGUUCUGUUACCCAGUCACCGUAGUUACAUGGACUUCCUGCUGAUGUCAUACCUCCUGUACACCUACGACCUGGCUCUGCCCGUCAUCGCUGCAGGCAUGGACUUCAUGGGGAUGAAAUUUGUCGGGGAGAUGCUGCGGAUGUCGGGAGCUUUCUUCAUUCGGAGGUCGUUUGGCGGAGACAAAGUGUACUGGGCCGUCUUCUCAGAGUACGUCAGGACCAUGCUGAAGAAUGGAUUUGCACCGGUUGAGUUUUUCUUAGAGGGAACCAGAAGCAGAACGUCCAAAUCUCUGACCCCAAAAUUAGGUCUUCUGAACAUAGUCAUGGAUCCGUUCCUUAAAGGGGAGGUGUUUGAUGUGAACCUGGUCCCUGUAAGCAUCAGCUAUGAGAGGAUCCUGGAGGAGUCGCUUUAUGCCCGAGAGCUGCUCGGUGUUCCCAAACCGAAGGAGUCCACCUCAGGUCUGUUUAAAGCCAGGAAGGUCCUGAGUGAAGACUACGGCAGCAUCCACGUGUACUUUGGUCAGCCCGUGUCCGUCAGAAGUUUAGCACAGGGGAAAGUUAACCGCUGCCAGUUCAACCUGGAACCAAGACACAUCCCCAGGAGGUCCAGCGAGGAGAUCCAAAGCUUUGUGAAUGACUCGGCCUAUAGGCUGGUGCGGGCUCAGGAGGAGAACAUGGUCCUCAAGCCGUGGGUCCUCCUGGCCUCUCUGCUGCUGCAGAACCACCACCACCAGGACCACCAGACAGUAGCCGGGGGUCAGAGAGGGAGGAUCACGCUGGAGGAUCUGACUGCACAAGCUCUGUGGCUCAGAGAUCUCUCCCGGGAGUACGGAGCAUUCCUGCACUGGCCCGAUCACACUCCUCCAUCAGAGGUCGUUUCCAGCAGUCUGUCCCUGCAUCAAGGUCUAGUGAGGAUCUGUGAGGGAAGAGUCCAGCUGGCUGUGGAGCAAGCAGCAGCAGAAGCAGGAGGCAUCAAAGAGCCUCAACUCUCCGUCACUCCAGAGGAGGCGCUCUUGAGCCAGGCAGUCGUCAUUCUGUCCUGUGUCUCCUACAGGAACCAGGCGCUGCACGUCUUCCUCAGACCGGCCCUGCUGGCCUCUGCCAUCCACACCGCCUCCUCCAACGGCAAACAGGAGGUCUUCAAUAGUUUCAGCUUCCUGAGGAACAUGUUCUCCAACGAGUUCAUCCUCUGUCCUGGAGAUACAGUGCAGGACUUUGAGGAGGCGUGUUACCUGCUCAUGAAGACGGGAGCUCUGCAGGUCACCCAGCAGGAGGUUGUGGUUACAGCGAGCGGACAGAGAACUGUGGCCUUCCUCACCAACAUGUUAGAUCCUUUCUUACAGGGAUACCAGGUGGUGUGCAGGUUCCUGUGUGAGGAAGCCUCCGACACUCUGACUGAGAAACAGUUUGUUCCUGCGGUCCGGAAGUUCAUCAUCAAACUUCUCCUUGCAGGGCGACUAAGAUACACAGAGGUGUUGUCCUCUGACCUCCAGAAGAACGCUCUGGCCGCUUUGCUGAGACUUGGUGCUGUUCAGAAAGUCAAAGGAGUGGAGCAGGGGACUUUAAAGGUGAACAAGGUGAUGGUGAACUCAUUGGAAGACACUUUAGGAGGAAAACUCCCCACUCAGAAAGCAGUCGCCGCUCGCCUCUAAUUCACCGACCUCAUUAUAAGGGAGUGAGAGGGUUUGAAUCUUUUCACCUGCAUCGACGUUUUGCCAACGAAAUGCUUUUCUAUGAGAGGUGAAACUUUUUGAGUUUCCAUCUGGAGACGGCUUUAUUUACUCGUUCUUCAACUUCUCUUUCUCCUCUUCCCCUCUCCUUUUUCUUCCAAUGACUCUUCUACUAAAAAAAAAAAAAAAAAGCUUUUAUACAUGUUGAUGAAACCGGGGGAUGAGUGAGAGAGUGGAGCUUUUUGAAGCUGUGUCUCAAAGCUUUUCUUUUGGCUCAUUGUGAAUAUCUGACCUUUUGCUACGAGCAGCUUGUUGUGAGAGCUUGUGAACCUGCCAACUCCUUUGAGGAGAGCGUCCACUCUUCAUUCAUGUGUUUGAUAUGGAUCCUCUAACACUCGGCGUGCUUUGUCUUCUCAUCUGCUUUUUUUUUAUUCUUCAUCCAAGCUUUAUUCUGCCUCUCGACUAUCUGUUAGUCUCGCCUCUCUUUUGUCUGAGCACUUUAAUCUAUUUAUUCAUGCAAUGUGCUGUGGACCUAACUCUGUUUUCUCUGUUUUUCAUUAUUUGUCUCUUUUGAUUUUUAUGAAACAAAUGUUGCUGAAACUGAUGGACAAAGGGAUCUGUUGGGUUUUUUGUAUUUGUGCUUAUAGUCAAAAAAGUUUUUCUUUUGCACUCUAUGAAAUAAAUAGUUUAUAUAUCUGAGUUGAAGUUGCCACAGACUCUAAACUACUUGAAGAAAAGCUUCCACCAGGUGUCAAAGUCGGCUUUAAACCACCCUGGUUCAAGCUUUAAAAAGAAAAAACAAACACUCCAGUUUAGACAGUGGAGAUGAAUCUACAGGGUUUAAAACAAGUGUCAAAAAAAGUUGCCAAACUCCAUUUAAAGGUCACAUAUUAUGCCAAAUACAAUUCACCAUGUUUUUUUAAUAUGUGUCUCUAGUCUGUUUACAAACCCCUCAAUUAUGAGAAAGGUCCAUCCUCUGCGUCUUUUGCCUGCUCCUGGAGCGAGAAAGCCCGAGAAACAUCCCCUUCCAGAGAGGGGGCGUGGUCAGACACAGCUCAUUUACAUAUUUAAAGGUACAGACACAGAAACAGCCUGUUCUGAGCAGGGCUGAAAUAGAGGGGUUUAUAGACAUGAUCAAAUACAGGAUCAGAGUGAAUUUAGAAGAAGAAACUUCACACAUGUUUUGAGGAGCUCUGAGUCUUGAAGAGGAGGAGAAUAUGUGACCUUUAAAACUGCAGAUAUUUAAACAAGCUCCACCAAAGAAAAUGGUUUAAAAUGUUUAUUUAAAUUUAAAAAUUUUACAGUUUUUUUUUCUCCUGUGUUAGAGUCUUGAAUCGUUUUUUUGAAAUUGCUUCAAAGUUACUGAUAUUUUUAGAUUUUCACUCAUUGGAUAAAUUAUGUUACAAUGAAAAGAGGAAAAGGCUAAACAUCAGAAAAGUGUCAUCAUGUUCUGUGAAACAAAAACAAUAAACGAUGUGAUGCAUAGGAACAGAGGUCAGCUUUAAAAGUACAGACUGGUGAUUACUCAGGAUUACUGACUCAGUCCUAGUUGUUCACAAAGAUAUCAUUUUAUCAUCAGAUCUUUUACAGGUCGAUUAGAGUCAAACAGAUAUUUAUUUAUGUGGACUAGCAGUGUGUUGUCAUGUCAGCCUUGAAAUCACAGUCCGGUGUCGACAGCAGAUUGUUGGUUUACAGACGCAGACAGAGCUGCAGAAACAAACCUCAUUGGUCGAGUUAAACUUCAACAGCCAUGUGUUCUCUGGUUUGAUUCAGGUGCCAGAUUAACACCUGAGUGUUAGUGAUAAUACUUAAAGCAUAGAGUGCAUUUCUUGAUGCUGACUAUUAAAAUAUGAGCCUGAGACAAAAGUAGUCCUUUUUUUAAAAUUGGGUCAACACUCAAAGCUGUCGGUGAAGAACAUGGAUAAAAAAUAAAUCACUCAACUCAUUCUGAAAUAAGUAAAAAUUAUAUUAAAUUAUGAAAUAAUGUGCAACCAAGUGUCAACCUCUCCCUGACACUCUGUGUUACAGAGUUUAGAUCGUCAGCAGAAAUGAUUGUUGGUUGAUACUCAAGAAAGACGUGUUACCAUGUCGUCAUCAUAGACAAACUUGAAACUGACACAUUGACACUCCUUAAAGUCUCACAUGUGAAGAAGUCCAAGUAUUCUGUGUUCGAGCAUUUUAACACAACAGAAGGGUAAAGAUUGGGAUGGAUACCUGGUUCAAUACGGACUCGGUUCAGCUUUUUUAAAAAUCUGAAAGUCUGUAACGUUUGAGCUCAUCGGCACCGCGAUUGAGUCGAGCCAAGAGACGUCUUUAAAAUCACAAACACUGAUUCACAGACGAACAUCGAUUGUCUCAUAAAGCUUUUUGAAGAAAAAUGAAACGAGCACAUCAGAGUCGAGAAUAAAAGGAAAACAAGAGAAACUUGAAUACAUGUUUGUUCAGAGGAGAAUUCGUUCUAGUUUUCAUGCGAUAUAAAAUACACAUAAAAGCUCACCACAUAACAAUAAUAAAGUAUGAAUAAAGUCCCACAUUGUUCAUGAAUAUGGAUGAGGGUAUUCUUAUAAAUAAAAAAUAAUCAUCCCUAUUCCCCCAUAAGGGUCACACUGCGGGACCAUAUCCCUUCUUUGUGAUUUCGAUUGCUGACCCAGAUUCUAAUGACUAAAGAUGGAGGGAAAGUUGUGAAAUGAAGACUUAAUGUUUGAGUCAGUAUCUGGUAAAGGUUAGCUGAGCUGCUAAUGAAGAAAACUAAGUAAUGAAAUCAGCCCAACACGUCUAAGUAGAUUGAGAUGUGUCAGACAUUUCACUUGAAUACUUUUAUUCUCAGGCUUCACUUUCUGUUAACUCGACAAACCAAAGCUAUCUGACAAACAUCUGUCGAACAACAAUCUGCAUGUCGACACCGCUCCUCCAAAGUGCAUCUCUACUGUGUGAGGGCUUCAAUUGUAUUUUUUUCCCCCCUGCAUUAAUAAUGUCUUUUAUAUACCGUAAUGUGUCUAAAUAUGGAACUCCUUUGCGUCUUUAAAUGUGUGUGUGUGCAUUGAUACACGUGUGUGUGUGUGUGUCGGGUGAGGCCUUUUCAUAAUAAUGUUCAGGUUGAUGAAAUACUAAAGCAUGUUAUAAUAAAGUGUUUGUUCAUAUAA